GCGGCGGUUGUUCUGUUCUGAGUUCUGGGUCCGUGUCUUUGGUUCGGAGCUGCAGAAGGUUUUUAAACAGUCUCGCCGAACUCUCGGUAGGAUGCUGAGUGCCGCCGCUGCGGACCGGAACAAGGAGCCGAUCCUGACGGUGCUGCGGGAGAGUUUGAGAACCGACCGGAACCUGCAGGCUCUGGAGAUCUCCUCCGGUACCGGACAGCACGUGGUCCACUUCGCUCAGGCGUUACCGAACGUCAUCUGGCAGCCGUCAGAGUUCGACCGCAGCUCCCUGAACAGUAUAGAAGCGUACAGAAGGCGCUACCGGCUGAGCAAUGUCAAACCGCCCAUCCACCUGGAUGCCUCUCAGUCGUACCAUCACUGGGGAGGAAUUGAACCCGAGAGCCUGGACCUGGUCGUAAACAUCAACAUGAUGCAUAUUUCUCCACUGGCCUGUACUGAAGGUCUGUUCAGAGGGUCAGGAGUCGUACUGAAGCCUCAGGGUCUUUUACUGACAUAUGGGCCUUACGCCGUGAACGGACAGAUCAGCCCUCAGAGCAACAUAGACUUCGACUACAGCCUGCGACAACGUAAUCCAGACUGGGGUCUCAGAGACGUUUCUCUCCUCAGAUCGAUGGCACAAACAAACAGUUUAUUCCUGGAGAAAAUAGUGGACAUGCCAGCAAACAACAAGUGUCUUCUGUUCAGGAAGGAGAGUUUGGUUUGAUGGUUCCUGUUGGUCCAAAGUAAACAAACACAUUUUUCGCUUCACUUUUUUUUAAUAAAGAGUAAAACUAAGAAGUGCGUUACAAAGACCUAAGUACAAGUGUACAUUUAACACUCAAACUGUACAUAACAGAGAAUCCAAACAUUUACACCGAUUAGUGUUGAACAGAAAAAACAAUAAUGUUAAAUUAUUUCAGAUGUUGUAUCUCUAAUCCAAAGUGUAAUUAUUCCAGAGUGACUUAAUCAAAGACAAGACUUAAUCUGACAUCUGAGAUGACAUGAGGAUCAGCGCCAUGAAGGUCCGUGCAUUUCAAAAUGUAAAAUGUACAAUGAUGUGCAUAAGUCUUAGGCAUGGUAAAUGUUCAGACUAUAAAGUUAAAAUAUGUGACCAAGUUUCUCCUUUAACACUUCAUUAUUAGUAGUAGUAGUAAUAAUUGUUUCUGAGCUUGUGCAGUUGAGAAAAUCUGAAUUUACAUAUAUUUUAAAGUCAGAUGAUCAUCAAACCCAUUUGAUCAAAACUGGUCCUGUCUAAAACUUUUGCAGUGUGUGUGUGAGUGUGAGAGAACUGUGAUUUUGGAAGCUUUUUCAAUUUCGCUCUUAUUCACACAUUAGCUGUACUGUGAUUUUUAUUGGAUAAUUGUGACUGUAGUUAUUAAAAAUCUUCACGUUUA
This is a messenger RNA of Thalassophryne amazonica, 1382 nucleotides long. It is a transcript of the gene mettl26, whose product is annotated as methyltransferase like 26. The coding region runs from base 92 to 712 and encodes 206 amino acids. The record is from RefSeq and is a predicted model, not a curated record. NCBI's taxonomy places the organism in Eukaryota, Metazoa, Chordata, Actinopteri, Batrachoidiformes, Batrachoididae. The transcript is spliced from 7 exons.